Messenger RNA from Fragaria vesca subsp. vesca, 561 nucleotides. RefSeq lists its product as uncharacterized. Gene Ontology annotation, molecular function: ubiquitin protein ligase activity. Bases 1 to 561 code for a protein of 186 amino acids. Gene Ontology annotation, biological process: protein ubiquitination. The record is from RefSeq and is a predicted model, not a curated record. NCBI's taxonomy places the organism in Eukaryota, Viridiplantae, Streptophyta, Magnoliopsida, Rosales, Rosaceae. Gene Ontology annotation, cellular component: cytoplasm. The transcript has a single exon.
AUGUUGAACAUCAACGAGUUGCGCUGGCAUCUGUCUCCUGCUCUGUUAGAAUUUGGGAUCACAGAAGAUAGUGACUACCACAAAGUGAUAGUGAUUGACAUUGGAAAUGUGAGCCAGAGAUUAGGCCGAGACGUUAUUCACAAAAAGGAGAGUCGAGGGCUAAUCACCUUGCAAGUUUCUAUUUCAAAAGAACAUAAUAUGUUUCGUUGUGAGAAUUGUCUGACCCAGAGGGUUGAAAGGGAGUCGAUAAUUGAGGCUGAGGACUCAGAAAGAGUAAUGGUACCAGCGAGCGAGUCAUCAAUCAAGAAGCUACUGAAGAAGAGGGUUAGGGUUGAAGAGGGAGAGAGUUGUAGUGUUUGCUUGGAGGAGUUUAGGGCUGGGACUUAUGAGACAAGCAUGGACUGCUCACAUGUGUUUCAUAGGGAGUGCAUAGGAAAAUGGAUGACACAGAGUCACUAUUGUCCUGUCUGCAGGUAUGAGAUGCCUACUGAUAAUGAUGAAGGAGGCUUUCACCAAGAUGACGAAUUAGUCGAUCGUUUCGGUUUAGGAUAUAGGGUUUAG